This is a messenger RNA of Ceratina calcarata, 773 nucleotides long. RefSeq names its product NADH dehydrogenase [ubiquinone] 1 alpha subcomplex assembly factor 2. Gene Ontology annotation, biological process: mitochondrial respiratory chain complex I assembly. The record is from RefSeq and is a predicted model, not a curated record. The transcript has 2 exons. The coding region runs from base 130 to 567 and encodes 145 amino acids. NCBI's taxonomy places the organism in Eukaryota, Metazoa, Arthropoda, Insecta, Hymenoptera, Apidae. Gene Ontology annotation, cellular component: mitochondrion; membrane; respiratory chain complex I.
UUCAUUCGUAACGUGUUUUAUAUAAAAAUUGUAACUUCCGUGUGAUUAGAUACUUUAGUCUGUAAAAAAUACGUAACUGUUUGUUACUCAAGUCACAUUUAAACAUUCGUACCACGAUAGAACACUAAAAUGCCUGGAAAGGAACGACAUUUGAUACGGACAAUCCUUCGCAAUUUUGUUGACUCUAUAACACCAAAUAACAGGAAGCCUAAGUUAAUCGGUGAAGAUUAUUAUGGCACGAAAUAUUAUGAAAUGCAAAACGCAGUAAAUACCUCGAAACAGAAACCAGCUCGAUAUUUUGAGCCUGUGAACAAAAAUGAUUUUGAACAGAACGUGCCCGCGGAAUGGGAAGCGUGGUUACGAUUUCGUAGGAAAGAGCCACCAACUGUGGAAGAAGUAGAAGCAAAUUAUAAAUUACAAUUGUUAAAGAAAGAGAGAGCUGCACAAUUAGAAGCAACAUAUUCUGAAAAGAAACAGUUGGAUGUUCCUGCUAAAGAUGAUGAAAAAUCAUUUCCUGUUUACGAGGAAUAUAAAAAUUUUGGUAAAGAUUAUAAGGUGAAAUAUUAGAAUUUUGAGUUGGGAAUAAAUAAUUAGACGUAAAUAACAUACCUCUAAUUUAAUCAUUAUGCACGUACCUCUGGAAUGUGCAAAAUUAAUGAAAUGUCUAGUAAAUAUGUACAAACUUUAUUGUAACAUAUAGUGGUAUUAUGACAUAAUUUAUGCAUGUAUUACUUGUCUGUAGUCUAUGAAUAAAACAAUUCUCUGAUACCCUA